GCCGAGCGAAGAAGAAGAACGCCGUCGUCCCAAAUGUAAACAAAAGGGGAAUUGUCAAACUCCACAUGAAGACCAAUUACAGACGUCCUUCGCGUAAUCAGUAACAGCCAAGAUGAGUAAUAUCCCGGGAGCGGCUCAACUCUUUGACGAAUUGGACAAGAAGUUGAUGGUGUACCUCAGAGAUGGAAGGACACUUAUUGGCUACUUGAGAAGUGUCGACCAGUUUGCUAAUUUGGUUCUGCAUCGGACGAUAGAGCGCAUUCAUGUUGGCAGUCGGUAUGGAGACAUCGAUCGUGGUGUCUUUGUCAUCAGAGGGGAGAAUGUUGUCUUGCUUGGAGAGAUCGACGAUACGAAAGAGGGUGCCGCGGCCUUAGAGAAAGUCAGCAUAGAGGAAAUCCUUGAAGCACAACGUGUGGAGCAGGAACGACAGCAGGAGCAGGAGCAACUGCGGGCACGAUUUAUGAAGGAACGAGGCCUUCAGUACACUGCAGAAAUAGGCCCUGAUGACAUGUAUUGAUCAGAAGUAUCUCCAAGUAAUGUUUCAGUUUGUAAUUGAACAUUAUUCUUUUUAUUUUUCUCUCUGUUGUUUGUAUCGAGAUAUAGGCUUCGAUAAUAGUAAACCACUUUAUGUUUUAUUUCAUAUUCAGUAUUAAAGACAAAAAAGGUAUAUGAAUUUGCAUAUAUGAUAUUGUGUGAAAGAGGGAUGAAGAAUGUUUUAAAAAAAAUAUAUACAGAUGACAUGAAGACGUAAAAAAGUUAUUUGUUCUUAACUGGCAAACAUGAUUGAAGUUUGUAAUUUAGGAACUUUAAUUGUAAAAUAGAAUAUAUUCCAUUUUAUUUAUUUUUUAUUUUGGAGUACUUGAAAGCUGAAGGUUUAAACUGUGCAAGAAAUAAUUUAAUUUGGGAUCUCUUGAAAAGUCUAAAUAGUGGACAUCUAUGAUACUAAAUUUGAAGUUGUCAGAGUUAUCACUCCAUUUAGCUCUGUUGAAAAGGAUGGAGUUUCAGUUAAGUAUGCUUGAUAGCUCACAAUUUGAACAUGAGAACUAAUUACUUACCUGUAAAGUGUUACUUUUAAAUUUUCUUUGUAUGUGAAGAUAAAUAUUCGACUAUGAAAAUUCUUCUGUUUAAGGCAGAUAAUUCUUCUACUAUUCCAUUUCUUCAAGAGUAAAUAAAUUAUAGUGGGUAAUAAGAAACAGAAAUACUAUACUAUAGGCAUUUCAAAAUGGAACCAAACUGUAAAGUGUAUAUGGAGUUAUUUGUUAGCAAAAAUACUUUUAUGAAGCAAAUUUAUAAUCCAGAUUUUGUGUAUAAGGUACUCAUUUAAAGGAAUCAAGCGUGAUUCGUUGGUGCUGGGUCAGCUUUUGAAAUUGACAGGGAUUUAAUUCAGUAAUUUUCUUUUUUCCCAUGGUAAUGCCAUUUAUAUCAAACGUGUAGGGGGGUAUAUUUUGGAAGCAGUGGUUUUAGGUAAAACUGGACUUGUGUGUUACUUUAAAAUAGUUGGGUAUCAUUGUCAUAUUGGAAAAGUCUUUCCUGUGACCAUUCCCAAACUACUUAGUUAUAUUGCUUCUAUGUUUUCAAUUCCUUCAAGAACAUUAUUAUUUGGUAAGUCACAGUAAACAUUCUAAGAUAAUUGUUUGAAAACAAAAUACAGGGAUUUAUUACUGAAAAAAACUAGACCCAGACAUUCAUAUAUAGUUUGGUCUGAAUACUGUAUAUUUUGUCUACAGUAAUGAUUACAUUUGUCAGCGUGCAUACUGUACUCCAUAUUAGAGUACCAUAUGUUACUUAUUUCUUAUUGAUAAAAGCAGUGUUGCACGUUAUUUAAUUACAAAGCUCAAAUAUGAUGGAAAUGAAAUUGCAAUCUGUAACUUUGUAUCUUCAUUACGUAUUGAACGGUUGUUGACUAACGUAUGCAUCAUAUCGUGUAUAUAUGCCUAAGUUAUCUCACUUAUUUUUUUUAAUUCAUCUGGUGUAAAGUUUCUAGCAGUAUAUUGUGCCUCUGUGAGAAUACUUGCUGGCACUUUUGACUGUAUUUUGAGAUUCUUAUUUUUUUUCUUCAGUUUGUAACAUUUAUUUUCUACUAUACAAGUCAUUGUAUAUAAGGUUUCAAUAAAUUUUUUCUAAUUUUUUAAA
Messenger RNA from Macrobrachium nipponense, 2133 nucleotides. It is a transcript of the gene LSm1, whose product is annotated as U6 snRNA-associated Sm-like protein LSm1. Gene Ontology annotation, biological process: deadenylation-dependent decapping of nuclear-transcribed mRNA. The record is from RefSeq and is a predicted model, not a curated record. Lineage: Eukaryota; Metazoa; Arthropoda; Malacostraca; Decapoda; Palaemonidae. Gene Ontology annotation, cellular component: P-body; Lsm1-7-Pat1 complex. The coding region runs from base 113 to 517 and encodes 134 amino acids. Gene Ontology annotation, molecular function: RNA cap binding. The transcript has 3 exons.